AUGGGCUCUGCUACCGCUUCUCCAGAGACAAGUCCAACAAGAGCUGACAAGGCGAGAAAACCUGGAAGCGAGAUUAAUACUCCAAAAACAAAGCAUAGUUCAACCGGUGAAGAGCAAUCACUGGCUAGUGAGCAUGCUGAGAACGCCAAUAAUGAAAAAUUGGAGAACCAAGACACUGUCGUAAGAAAAGGACGUGGUAACUUCAAAGGACCUGGUAGUGAAAAUCAGCCUGACCAACAACAACAAGCAACUCGUUCCCCGAGAGGUCGGGACUUCGAUGCAACAAGUUUGAGACAAUACCCACCCAAAACUGGAGGAGACAAAACACCAAAUAAGGGUCAUAAUAGAAAAAAGUCAAAAUCAGAUAGUAGGCAAAACAGCAACGGAGUUCAAGGUUCUGAAAGCGGAGGAUCUAGUAGCGAUAACAAUGUCUCUGAUGAUGUCACCAAGGUUACUGCUUCCUUAGAAAAUAUCACUAUUGGUGAGAAUAAGAAUGAAUCAAAUCCCACCUCUCAAUCUACAACAAAUGACUCAACAUCAUCAGCUUCUCAAGGACAACAGAUUGUUGAGGAGUGGGAAAAGCAUGCAGAUAGCGAGGUGAAAAUCAAAAGUCCUGUCAGUCCUGUCAGUCCCGUCAGUUCCGUCGCUAGUCCUGCGGACGGCAAUCCAAAUCCAUUUGAUUGGUCUAAUAGACAGAAGGAAGGUCCAAAAAAUGAAAAUAGAGGGGGCUUUAAAAAGGGACAUAAGAAGAGUAAGAGUAGUAAAAUUGAAUUCAAUUUUGAUCCAGAUGCGUACGAAGGCUCAACUCGUAUUUUAGAUAUCUUUGAUUUUCCCGCAUCUUUUAAGACUCACCAUCUCCACGAGAUUUUUCAAGAAUAUGAGAACAUGCGUGGAGGUUAUCGCAUCAAGUGGAUGGAUGAUACUCGUGCUUUAAUUAUCUUUGAACAUCCGGCUACGGCACGGAAAGCGUAUUUAGAUAAUGUUACCAAUCAAACAGCACAAAUUAAACCAUAUGAUGGUCCCACAGAUUUUCUUCAAAAAAAUCCAAAUAACGCACAACCUCGUGCACGUCCUGCUACCACUGAUAUGGUUGCUAAACGCCUCGUUCAUGGAGCUCUAGGUGUACGUGUUGCUAGAUCGCCUGAACAACGUCAAGCAGAAAAUCAAAUACUCCGGAAUGCUAGGGAUCAACGUGAACAAAAGCGUAAUGAAUAUACUAAACGUUCUCAAGAUUUGGAUGCAGCCUUCAAUGAAUAA
Rhizophagus irregularis DAOM 181602=DAOM 197198 is the source of this 1257-nucleotide messenger RNA. RefSeq lists its product as uncharacterized. The record is from RefSeq and is a predicted model, not a curated record. Lineage: Eukaryota; Fungi; Glomeromycota; Glomeromycetes; Glomerales; Glomeraceae. Gene Ontology annotation, molecular function: nucleic acid binding.